CUAUCACGUACCUGGUGAUGGAGGCCAAUGGAGAGAGGGCUUCCCUUGCGGCUAAGUUCCAGACUCCCCUGAGAGUGGGACAGCGGGAAUCAUGUUCAAUUCAGGUCGCCUGUAGGAGUGCUGGUUGGUGGUCCACUCAGAAGCAUAGCUGGUGCACGGAGAUAGGUCUGCAGAGAAGAGGCGACUCUGUGUGGUAUGCAAGCCCUUCCGGGAUCUUUACUGGGUAGUCGGUUCAAGCCAAGGUCAGGUACCAGGUGGGAAUCAGAGCAGAUGUAGUAAGAUGGGAUAGCCGAGGUCAU
Messenger RNA from Staurois parvus, 299 nucleotides. Lineage: Eukaryota; Metazoa; Chordata; Amphibia; Anura; Ranidae. The record is from the annotation of a GenBank genome assembly.